Cannabis sativa is the source of this 1956-nucleotide messenger RNA. RefSeq names its product vacuolar fusion protein CCZ1 homolog B. Gene Ontology annotation, cellular component: intracellular membrane-bounded organelle; Mon1-Ccz1 complex. Gene Ontology annotation, biological process: vesicle-mediated transport. Bases 241 to 1827 code for a protein of 528 amino acids. The transcript is spliced from 11 exons. NCBI's taxonomy places the organism in Eukaryota, Viridiplantae, Streptophyta, Magnoliopsida, Rosales, Cannabaceae. The record is from RefSeq and is a predicted model, not a curated record.
UCAAAUAAAACUAUUCUAAGUGGUAAUUACAGUCUUCUCCUUCACCCUUCAAAACUCAAAACUCAAAACUCUUCUCUCUGCCUUUGAAGGAAGGAAAAUCGGCUUAUCGGCCGAUUGAUUUUUGAAAACACUUUUAUGAAUUCAAAAACACACAUUUUCCAAAAGCAAAUUCGAAUCCCAAUCUGAUUUCCACGGCGCACUUCUCCACUGCUCCGGUGGGUUUAUGAAUUGGAGGGAAAUAUGGGGUUGUCAUCUACUGCUACUACUACUGCUGAAGGGGUACAGUUUUGCAUAUUUGAUUUGAGGAGAGGACAGCAAGAAGGGCAGGAGCUGGACAAGAUAUUGUUCUUUUAUCCGCCUGAUUUGCCCUUUUCUACCCAGCUUUCUGUGAUUGGUCUUAGUGAAGGACUCAUCACCUUUACCAGAAUCUUCUCUCCAGAGGCUGCAUGUGAAGACAUAGAAGCAGAGAGGCACUCCCAUGUGUUUUUUGAGGCUGAGCCUGACAUAUGGAUGGUUAUGGUGGUGGAGAAAAGCAAAGAGUCUGAAGCUAUUUGGCGGACUGAUGCAUUAAGAAAAGUUCUUAUGGAAGUCCAUUCUCUUUUUGUGAUGUUUCACGGAUCUAUAAGAACAUUGCUUGAUAAGGGGCCUGGUGGAGAAGCAGCUCGAUCUUAUUUGUAUCCAUUUAUCAAGGAUUAUUUAAGUGCAUAUGAAAAGCGGUCUCCAUUGGAUGGGUGCUGCUGGGAUUUUCUUGGAGGGAAGAAACUUCAAUUACCAUCGUUCCGUGACUGUUUGAAAGAGCGAGGGACUGUACAAAUGUUAACUGUGAGCCGGGAGGCUGCACUGGAAGUUCAGUCACUUGUCAAGGUAAUUGAAUCUAGCAUUGGAAGCACGCUAUGCCACUCGUUGAUUUUCUUUCAGGAUCUGCUGGUUUCUACAUCACUUUCUUCUGAAGAUACAGUAAACUUAUUUACGUAUGCUGUUUUAAGGAUGACCCCACGUGCUUUAUCCGCUGGAGUAAGUUCAUGGUCCUAUUUAGGGAAGGGAACUUCACCUCACCUGUCCAGUGCUUUUAUGAUGGCCCACACUGGUCCUUUUCCAGAACAAGUAUAUGUCUCUCAUAACACCACUCCGGCUCCUGCAGGAGAUAAUGGCCAUAGGGUUAUACGGCCCUUAUGUCAUGACAAGUGGUCAAAAGGGAAGGACGGUUUUCUUGUUACUGAUAUUUGGGGCAUGGAGGCUGGCAGUACAACUCCUGCUACUCCAACAGUAUUGCUUCAUCAAACAGAGGAGAGAAUGUAUUUAUGUUCACAUCAGCAUAAAAACCUUACUGUUAUGUUUCUUCUUCCCGUGUCUUCCAUCCCAAAUGGAGAGCAAGGUAUUUCAGUGGUGAAGCAGCAACUUCUUGAAAAUGCUUUGGUAAAGAUAGUAAAAGUUGAAGAAAAACUAUCAAAAGGUUGGGGUGGUGAGAAUGCAUAUCAUGUUGGCGGAUACCGUUAUUUAUUGUUGGAUGGCGAUAGAAACGUAUCAAGGGCUUCUCCUCCCGGAAAAGUUACCACAUUAACAAAGGAAUCUUUACUUGCUUUGAAUAAGCUUAGAGAAGAGGUUGAUUUGGAAAAAUCAAGAUCAAAAUGGGAUAAAUCUGGCCAUGAAAAAGAAUUGGAAAUUAGCAUCAGAGCAAGAAACAGUGCUUGGGUUAUUGCCAGGGUUACAAGAGGUAAGGAGCUAUAUAUGGUACUGGAGAAAGCUAGUGAAACACUUCUUUAUGCUUCUGAUGCUGUUGAGAAGUUCAGCAACAGAUAUUGCAAUGGAGUUUUUUCGUUGGAUUAGGGAGAGCAUAUUCUUUUGUGCCCAGUUGUAAUUUAUUUCCUUCUUUUGUUGAUAUGAAAUAUGAAUAAAUAAUUAAUGUAACAAAUCUUUAAUUUGGAAACAAAAAGAAAGAAAAAAAAAACAGAAAAA